Molecule: messenger RNA, 2868 nt
Organism: Puntigrus tetrazona (Sumatra barb)
Lineage: Eukaryota; Metazoa; Chordata; Actinopteri; Cypriniformes; Cyprinidae
Gene: ypel2b
Product: yippee-like 2b
Exons: 5
Coding region: 469-828 (119 amino acids)
Source: RefSeq, a predicted model, not a curated record
AAGUUCUGCAUCAAACUCAUUUAGCGCCGCAGGUAGAUACAAGCCCAGAUGGCGAUUGGUUGAUUUUUCUUCCUCUGUCCAAUCAGCGUAGUGUUGCUAUGCCUCUGCGCCUCAGCGAUUGGCGGAAGCGGCUGUCACUCGCGGCGCUCGAAGGCGACGCACGGCGUGAUCGUGCGCGGACUGAACUUGGGUUAGAUGCUCCGCGUCCACACCGCGCCGACCGCGAAAGGAGCGGGACGGGGAUUUGGCAGGGUCGUGGCAGGAACGCGCGCGCGAAGUUUGCUGUGAAUCCCGACUGACUUUUGAAGAGGAGCACGCGCCGCUGUCUCGCGACCUCGAUUUCUUCUUUUCAAAGGUGUAUACCUCCCACCCCGCCCCACCACGGCCCUCACCUGUGUGUUGCGGUGCUUCCCUUGUGAGCCGACCUGGGCCGGCAGCCCCUUCUUGCACCGCCCGCCGACCCGGCCCAUGGUCACCAUGACGCGCUCCAAAACUUUCCAGGCGUACCUGCCCAGCUGCCACCGCACCUACAGCUGCAUCCACUGCAGAGCACACCUCGCCAACCACGACGAGCUCAUCUCCAAGUCGUUUCAAGGAAGUCAGGGCAGAGCAUAUCUUUUCAACUCUGUGGUGAACGUGGGAUGUGGUCCUGCGGAGGAGAGGGUUCUGCUCACGGGCCUUCACGCUGUGGCAGACAUCUACUGCGAAAACUGCAAAACCACACUGGGGUGGAAAUAUGAACAUGCCUUUGAGAGCAGUCAGAAGUACAAGGAAGGCAAGUUCAUUAUCGAGCUCGCCCACAUGAUCAAGGACAACGGCUGGGACUGAGUGAGCGUCCUGGAGACAGCAACGGGUGGAUGGUGAAUGUGUGGGUGAAUGACUGACUUUGGUUUGCCAUUACCCUCUUAAACCCUCUCCUACCCUCCAUCUCCUGCUGACACACAUGCCCCUCACCGGACCAGAAUCAGGAGAACGGGCUGCCCCGGGGGGCUUUGUGUGUCUGGAGGAGAGCGUGCGCAUGUGUGUGUGUAUGUGUGUGUGUGUGUGUGUGUGUGUGUGUCCGGGCCGGCACAUGGGAGCACACUGAGAUACAUGAAUGCAUACACAAGGUGUACAGACAUACGUGUGUAAAAACAACAGCAUACCGCAUGUCACGCUCAUCUCGGCCUGAUGGUUUAUACUACAAGCGGCUCUAUUCAUACGUAUAUGACAUAAGGCAGGGCUCAGGGGCGCGUUGUGCUUGGCAGGAACAGGGUCACGAGUUCGCCGAGCUGAUGGGGCUUUCUCCACUUCGUGUCAGUGAGAAACUACCAGGCUGACCUUUCUGAAUUCAGCUGAGGGUUGCACCAUCUGCGCCAGUGAGGAGGACUGGCAUGGAGAAAUCUCUGAAUGGGGCUCUGACGGACCAACAAACAGGGCUUAAAGGAACUGUUCGCAAAAAAAAAUGAAGAUGUACAGAUUAAUGUACAUUUUGUUUUCUUCAUCGGGCAGGUUUGGAGGAAUUUAGCAUCACUUGGUCACCAGUGGAUCCUCUGCAGUGUAUGGGUGCCGUCAGAGUGAGGGUCCAAACAGAUGAUAAAAAUAUGACAGUAAUUCAAAGGCCAUCAAUUAUUGUUAAGUGAAUUAAUAAGAUUUGUGAGAAACGAAGCCAUCACUGAGACGUUAACUUUAAAACAUUGCUUCUAGAUGAAAUAUUUUUUGUGUAUCUAUAAUAAUGCUUUCUCUCUGAAUCAGGAAAGAUACAAAGAUCAAGCACUGUUAACGAAAAGCAGUCUAAAAUGUUUCUAGACAAAUUUUGAUUUUGAUGUGAGAGGACAACGGGGGAUGAAUUUUUCUAAAGCCUUGAUCGAUUUCUGACAAUCAGAAAGCUUUAACUGAUGGACUGGAGUCGAAUGGGUUACUUGUGGAUUAUUGUGACGGUGGCGUGUCAUUCUGAUGGCACCCAUUCACUGCAAAAGAUCCACUGGUGAGCAAGAGAUGGAAUUUUUCCAGCAUCUGAUCAGAUGAAGAAGCAAAUCCAGAUGCAUCUCAGAUGGUCUGAGGUUGAGCAAAUUCAGCAAACUUAGCUUUUUGAGUGGAGUAUUCCUUUAAAGGAACGAGAAUUACUUCCGAAGAGAAGUAUUUCUUUAAUCCAUAUAAGAAAUGAAAAGUGAAGUUUACCGUCAUGCUUUCAGCAUAAAACUACCAUUGUACGAUUCUGGAUGAAACGUGGGCAUAAUUAAGUGAAUGUAAACCUUUGUGUAUAGCAGUUUACAGGUGUUGUAUCUGGACAUCUUUGUGUCUGUAUUCCAUGUUCCAACGGUUUGUGCUGUUCCCAGUCUCACGGUGUUCAUUUUUACUGACUGCUCUUGCUUGUUAGUGAUCUCUUUGGGGAAUAAGGAUGUAAGAAGAGACUGUACACUGCCUAUCUGUUAGGUUCUUUAAAUAAAAACAUAAUUCAUCAUAGCUCCUCUGUACCCAAGACAACUAAAAGACACAUCAGUGUCUCCAAAAACCACCAAAGACCCAACAGCAAAUUAGUUGACUUAACAAAAAUGGCUUCUUUUUUUUUGGCUUGGGUGCAGAAAUAGUAGCAUGUGGGAUUGUGUAUAGUGGAAAAACAGUUUUACUGGCACGUAAUUUAAAUGACGUGGUAAUAUAUAUGUGCAUAAACAUAUUUAUUCACCAUAACUGAUUUUCAUCUGUGUCAGGGAUUAAUUGUUAUCUGAGCAUUAUCACGCUUUAUGUCUGGACACCAAACUUUACUACUUUUGUAUUCCAGUAAGAAGUUUCAACUGUAGUGUAUUUUAUAUAUGGAUGAGGAGAGGAUAAUGUUAUUGGAACUCCCAUCAACAUUGAUAUAAAAGGUCAAUAAAACUGAAAUAUUAA